UAUGUAGCUUUGCCUAACUUUGCCUCCAGAGUGCUGGGAUGAAAAGUGUAUGCCACCUUUUCUGGACAGCCAGAACUGUUACACAGAAACCCUGUCCCCAAAAGAAAAAAAAAAAAGUAUAUGCCACCAUAUCUAGUUAACCCCUCACUUUCUUGAACUGGCUCCAUCCAGGGAUUCAGGUUUUCCCCAGAAUUUCUGCUUCCUGAGAUGGUUGGUCCUGAAUCUGCUUCAUCCCAUCCCAGUGGUCACAGAGCAUCCCUGUCCCAAUGCCUUGCUUCUGUUCACUUUCCUACCUGGUACAAGGAGGUCCCAAGCCCUCUAUCUGUCUUCACCCUCUGACACACCUUCAUCCCUCCUCCCAUUUCUUCUGAUCUUCCUUUGGCUUCUCAGCACCUACUAGAGGCAAGAUUUGCUCCUAUGGCCAGCCCUGGGCAGCCUGGGCCUGGGGAGGGCCAGGAGGAAGAGGAGACGAAGGGAAUCUCAGCAGGGCACCGUCCAGAGGUGCUGCAGCAGGCCCAGGAGCUCUUUCUACUGUGUGACAAGGAUGCUAAAGGCUUCAUCACUAGGCAGGACUUGCAGGGCCUGCAGAGUGAUCUUCCCCUAACGCCUGAGCAGCUGGAGGCUGUGUUUGAAAGUCUGGACCAGGCCCACACUGGCUUCCUCACAGCCCGGGAGUUCUGUCUUGGCCUGGGAAAGUUUGUGGGGGUGGAGUCGGCCCAAGGUGGGUCCUCCUUGAGGACUCCUGAGGAAACCUUUGAGUCAAGCACAGGGGGCUCUCUGGAGGAGGACGACGAUGUUGAGACAUUCUGCACUUCCUUAGAGAAGCUGGGAGUGGCCCGGGUCCUGGGCGAGCAAUGGGCUGUUAGGACACUCUGGGUCCGGCUGCAGCGCGAGCGACCCGAGCUGCUGGGCGCUCUGGAGGAAGUUUUGAUGCGCGCAUCGGCCUGCCUGGAGGCGGCGGCCCGGGAACGCGACGGUUUGGAGCAGGCACUGCGGCGGCGAGAGAGUGAGCACGAGAGGGAAGUGCGCGGACUCUACGAAGAGCUGGAGCAGCAGCUGGGGGAGCAGCGACACCGCUGCCAGAGCCAGAAACUACUGCCCCGGGAGGAACAGAGGGGCCACCUGGAGCUGGAGCUGCAGACCCGCGAGCAGGAGCUGGAGCGUGCAGGCCUGCGGCAGCGGGAGAGAUGUGGUUGCUGUCUCCAGGAACAUGCAGAAGGAGAAACUCAGUCUCCUAAGGCAGCUGGAGCUGCUGAGGUGGGUCAGGCCUACCUGGGCUGUGUGGAGAAGUGGUUUCAAGUUCCCGAAUAGUCUUGGCUCUCACCAUCUUGCCAUGUAGCCUUCAUGCUGCACUCUCUGCAGUCCUCCGGACUCAGGAGAGCCAGCCCAUCUUCCCGAUGCACUGCUUCCUCUAGAUCUUUAAUUAACCUCCACAGUCUCAAACUCUUCCUCUCUAGGGAGCUGAAUCUGCGACUUCGAGAUGAGAGAGACGCCUGUGAGACUAAGCUGCUGGGGAGUAGCCAUAGGAAGGCUCUAGCGAUUGCCCACAAGCCUGGACCUACCUACUGCUGCUGCUGCUGUGGCUGGGCUCGGCCCCCGAGACGAGGCUCUGGCCAUCUUCCUAGUGCCCGAUGACCAGCCCCAAAUGACUCACCGACUCACAGGGCCUUCCUUAUUUAGAAGGGGACUGGUGGUGGGUGGCGGCUGCCUGUUAGGUAUGUGGCUCUAGCCAGAAAGCAUCAGCUACCUGAAGGAACUAAGCUCUGAAUGAUCAAAGUCUUCCGUCUUCAUAUCUGUUUAGUAGACCAAUAAAGGUCACUGGCCUCUG
This is a messenger RNA of Cricetulus griseus (Chinese hamster), 1828 nucleotides long. The record is from RefSeq and is a predicted model, not a curated record. NCBI's taxonomy places the organism in Eukaryota, Metazoa, Chordata, Mammalia, Rodentia, Cricetidae.